AUGCCGGCUGAGCGGGAGCCCCCUACGAUGGUUUCGACGACGUCGCUGAAGGAGCUCAUCAAGGCCAUCAAUGCCUUCCUCGCGGACCCAACUGUCCCUCUUCCGGAGACCCUCGUCGGCAUCCUCACCUCCUUCACCCAGCAGCAAGAGAAAUAUGACGAUUCUGCAGCCGACCAACUCCAAGAUAGCCUGCUGUCCACGUUUGAUAAGCGGGUCAAAGGCAAUGCCAGGGCCGUAGGACCAUGGAUCGCCAUUCUUCGACAAUUGCUGCCUGUCCUGCAGACUCCGGAAAGAAUACUGCCGUGGUUUGAUGCAUGCAGGGGCAUCUUGGACAGGUCUGAUCUCGACAAGUGUGUUGUCGACGAGACUGUCGCAUCUUUCAUGGAUCUGAUAACUGUCAUCGACGAGUUUCAAGUCUCAUUCGCAGCCAACUCGGCUGCCAGUCGCAUCAUAGACCGCCUGUUUCAAGUAUGGAUGCGUCGCUUCUACCCAGCUCUUCUCGAGGGCGACACCUCGUCCGAGUAUAAUGAGAGGCUGAUCCGCCACGCCUUGUGUAAUUUCGGGAAGAAGCGCCCCAAGGAAUUCUUCACUGCCAUGGAUGGGUAUUUCGUCCAGAGCAAGCACCGCAAGGCGGCACUGAGGCUCCUUUGCGACUUCAUCCAAAUUCAACCACCACAUCUACACCAGGUUCUGCAUACGUCUCUGUUUGGCAAUCUCAUGACUUGCCUACAGCAUGACAAAUCAACAACCAUUGUUUCCGCUGCGUUGACGACUCUCAUCAUGCUUCUGCCACAUAUGCCGAGCUCUUUGGUACCGCAUUUGCCUGCGCUGUUCAAUAUUUAUGGCCGUCUUCUUUUCUGGGACAGAGAACACUCGAGGACGGCUGAAUGGCCCGACAGUGACGGCACCAGCCCUGAACCGUCCCUUGGAUGGGAGGUGGCUGCCUUUGACACCGAUGUCGACGACGCAUCCAUCGCUCACCUUCCCAAUUACUAUACUAUCUUGUACGGCCUUUAUCCCAUCAACUUUAUGGACUAUAUUCGCAAACCGCAGAGAUAUAUGCGCCAUGCAAAUGCCGCCAAUGCAGAUGAAGUGGAGGUCCAGCCAACUGAGAUGCGCCAUCGGUCCGAAACCUUCCGACGAAACCAUCUAUUGCAUCCCAAUUUUUAUUCCCUCACAAUUGACUCUGAAAAGGCCGACUUUGGCCGCUGGAUAAAGAGUGAGGCUGCCGAGGUCGUCGCUGAGUGUAUGGGCCUGUGUCUAGAGACGGACUUGUACAGCUUUGCCGAUGUGAGCUCUGCGGACAUGCCUAGCUCUGGCCCCGCAGGUGCCAACGCUCUUGAUAAUGCCGUGUUGGAAAAAUCCAAGGCCGAUGCCGCCUUGUUGAGCGGCCCGGGUGGGAAGCGUGACAGCUGGCGCAACUCACGUCUGACGACAUCAGACUCCCUCUCAAGCAACCAGACACCAAUAACUGCUAUGCGCCGUAGCUCACAAUCAAGCAUGCCAUCACAUCGUGAUUCUACCGGCGACAGCCGAUCUAGAACCUGUGGUACAGACAGCCCGACUUUGACACUAUCUCCAUCCCACCCUCAGUUGCAAGACCUAAUUCAGUCCAACAAGGCAAUCAAGUCAGGAUUGCACCAGUCCUUGGCCAACGACAGCGUCGCGUCACUUGCUCUAAGCCAUCAAGACUCGGUAGCAGAAAAAGCUGCUCCAGGUGCUUCAGCACCAGCAGCGCCGCUUCCGCCUACAUCGCAUUCACCCUUUUCAGCUUCGGAAAUGUCUACUCAGGUUACACACCUCCAAAAGCAAAUUCUACUUCUGCAGAAUGACUUGAGUUUCGAACGGUACUUGAAGCAACAGCAUAUGGCACACAUUGGUGACCUUCGUCGCAAGCAAAUGGCUGAAGCGGCAACCGAAGCCGAGACGCAAAAUCUGAUCCUGAUGAACCGAAAUCUGAAGAGCCGCUUCGAGGAAGCUAAAAAAUCUGAGAUGCAGGUCAAGAAGGAGUCGGAGAAGAGUCGGGCGAUGGCGAAGAAAUGGGAGGCCGACCUGGCCAACAGAUUAAAAGACUCACGACACAAGUCCAACAAGAAACAGGCUGAAAUGGAAGCACUACAGCGGGAAUUAGAGGAGUCCAAACAAGAAGCCGACAAACUUCAAAAGUUGCUAUGCGCCGCAGAAGUGAAGGAACUAAAUUGGAAACAAAAUGUGCAGUCUAUCGAGUUACAUGGCGCCGAGAUCGACCGCCUCAAGGCGGAAGUGGAGCGGCUGACAAGGUCCGAGAGAGACCAUCAAGCCAGGGAGUUGGAACGGCAACAGAUGAUAAACUCUGCCACAAAGUCGGAAAGCCGGGCUGAGGCUCUGAGGAUGAGGCUGGAAGCGCAGGAAUACGAGGUACAGCGCGUGAAGAAAUUGUUCCAAACGCAGGUUGCGGCCCUGCAAUCACAACUUUCCGAGGCGCGGGAGGAGCGCGAACGACCUGGGUCAAACUCGAAUAUCGCUGUAGAGAGUGCUCUUGCGGCCAGUCGGGCCAAGCAAGCAGAACUGCAGAAGCAGCAUUCUCUGCUUAUGCGCAAGUAUACAGCACUGCAGUCAUCAUUGCUGGAUAUGCAGGCGGAGCAACCACCAGAGCAACCACGGCCGACGGCGUUAAAGCACCAACCAACAGACGCAGACUACGUGUCAUUGUCUACCAGUCCUGUCGUUGUCAAGGCUCGACCACAGCGAUCAUUGUCCAACGCAGAAGCAACAGGUCACAACAUGAGAUCGUCAGAGGGGUUACAACCCGGCGGGACGACGAGUGGUGCCACGCCUGCAAAAGCAGGCAGUGGCUCUCAGCCCGAAGAGUCGGCAACGCCCAUUUCGCCUGACCAACGAAGUUUUGGUAAGUCCCCGACACAGGGCACGGGAGAAUAG
Messenger RNA from Metarhizium album ARSEF 1941, 2919 nucleotides. RefSeq names its product hamartin. Gene Ontology annotation, cellular component: TSC1-TSC2 complex. Gene Ontology annotation, biological process: negative regulation of TOR signaling; regulation of cell cycle. NCBI's taxonomy places the organism in Eukaryota, Fungi, Ascomycota, Sordariomycetes, Hypocreales, Clavicipitaceae. The transcript has 2 exons. Bases 1 to 2919 code for a protein of 972 amino acids. The record is from RefSeq and is a predicted model, not a curated record.